AUGCAGACCGUCCUCUGUGCCGCUGAGGCUCCCCCAUGCAGCUACGCUUGGGUCUCCCUGCACCGAUCGGGGUGUGACUAUUCAGAUGCCAACCUGGCUGAUACGAUAGUCGGUCUGCUGUUCUCCCUGCGGUCCUCCCGGGCAGCCUUCCCCAUCUCCCUGCGCCGAUCGGCUUUCCCUCACAGAGCCCUCGUCCACCGCCCCGCAUGCCCGGCGGGACCCCCCGAGGAGAGGCCGACAUGGAGCAGUCCAUCGAACAACUGGUCCAUCAGAUGGAUUUCGGGCGAUGUGUGGGGAUUGAGGUCACCAACGGCACGACCAUUGUUUCACUCUGUCAGGACCUACUGCUACAGCGGCCACACUCACCUCCCCUCCAGCCACAUCAUCCCGCCGAAGACCAAGAGGCACUGCAUCUUCGUGAAAACCGUCGGUUCCCCCCGAGGGAGCGUGGGGCUGCUGGUCUACAAGAUCGGGGUAGACCUCAACCUGGCCAUCCUGUUCUCCAACCCCUACGACUACAACCUGUACUACAUAGAGUUUGCCCUGGCCUUCUACCAGCGGGAUAUGGAGGGCACGGAGCUGGACACCCUCUAUGAUCACAUCUACAACGAGAGGAAGCAGGGCUCGAUCAAGGUGGUCAAGAGGAAACUAAGCUCCAUCCAGGAGCCCCUGGUUCUGAAGGCAAAAGGGAUCCGGGCCUUGGCCACCAUGUCCAACGACGCCAAGGCCGUGAUCAAGGUGGAGGUGGAUUCCAGGUGGUAGACAGACCAACCCGAGUCCCACCGAUCCCCCGAGGCUGUGACUGGACGUUGGCCCUUUCUUCGGCCUACCCUCGAUCUCUCCUGCUGCUCUCGCUCCCGCUCCCUCUUCAGAAUAAUACUACUACUAAUUAUUAAAGUAUCCGUUAAGCGCG
Ornithorhynchus anatinus (platypus) is the source of this 913-nucleotide messenger RNA. RefSeq lists its product as uncharacterized. The transcript is spliced from 3 exons. The record is from RefSeq and is a predicted model, not a curated record. Bases 1 to 762 code for a protein of 253 amino acids. Gene Ontology annotation, molecular function: channel activity. Gene Ontology annotation, cellular component: pore complex. NCBI's taxonomy places the organism in Eukaryota, Metazoa, Chordata, Mammalia, Monotremata, Ornithorhynchidae. Gene Ontology annotation, biological process: pore complex assembly; cytolysis in another organism; monoatomic cation transport.